AGGCUGCGUUGCCCCGCGGGCCGCCUCGGGUCCCCGAGCUCGGGCCGCGCCUCCCGGACUCCUGCUCCUCGCUCCGUCUCCACCUGGGUCAGCCGCUCCAGCCCUGUUUUCAGGGUUGACCCUGUGUUCCAUGUGGCCCUCCCCAUGCUCCCUAAUGUUGGGUUGGGCGUCUCAGUCCUGCCUUCCCAGAACACCCUUUCUAUCACAGCACUUGGCAUGUUGUGUGUGUGCUAACUGCCUAAUUUCUUGGCUAGAUCGAAAGCCCCAUGAGGGCAGGGUUCAUAUCUACCGGACCCCGUAUGGCCCUCGUACCUUCCUGGGUGCCUAAGACAUCGAUCCAGAGGCCUUCAAGAAGUGAAGACAGCUCUACUGCUCUACAGAGGAGUGGGGUCAUUUCAGCCAUGAAGCCUGUGUUGAACCUCUAUCUCUUAGGUGUGGUGCUGACCCUGCUCUCCAUCUUCGUUAGACUAAUGGAGUCCCUGGGAGGCAUACUGGAGAGCCCACUGCCUGGGAGCUCCUGGACCACCAGAGGUCAACCAGCCAGCACAGAGCCCGAGGGCAUUCCAGACCAUCCAUCCAGAGGGGUGUGAUAAGACCUCUCUCCACCAGCUAUAAUCUUGGAACACUGGCCUAAACACAUCCAGGCAGUUGUCCAGUUGCUGGGCAUAAAAGCUCAGAACAUCAGUGUUACCAGAACUGUUACCCAGGCUGCUGAAGGGCCUCUCCCAUCUGGAUGUUCCUUGCCCUGGAAAGAGAGCCUGUCUAAUACACAGGUGUGAGUGGGUUGCCUGUGACUGCAAUGGAAUGAUGUCACUGCUCUCCCCAGGGUCAGCCGUACACUCGGGUGUCCUUGGCAAUAUGGCUCUGAUGCCUCUUAGAUAGGGACUUGUGCUUCAUAUUCAGCUGUUGGGAGAUGGUGUCGUUUUCAUCUCUGCUUCGUCAGCAUCUGCCAGGAGUUCCUUGGGGCUUGGGUGUCUUAUGGUCAGUUUAUGUGGUGGUCAGCUUCUCUCCCAUGAGAGCUUGUCUGUGUGUGGACAAUAGUUGAAGUGUGGUGUAUGGGUUGGCUGUAGGGAGGGGGAUGAUGGUCAAGUGUCCACCUCUUAUUGUUUCACAUGGUAAAGUACUUUCUCCAACACAGCAUGUAUGAAUGUAUAUUGAUCUGAAGGGGGGCAGUGGGAUGACAAAGCCUGCUCAAGAAUGGCAUGGCCACCAUGUGGCUUAAAUGAAUUUUUCUAAUAAAAAUUGAAUAUAUA
Molecule: messenger RNA, 1253 nt
Organism: Zalophus californianus (California sea lion)
Lineage: Eukaryota; Metazoa; Chordata; Mammalia; Carnivora; Otariidae
Gene: HILPDA
Product: hypoxia inducible lipid droplet associated
Biological process (GO): positive regulation of cell population proliferation; autocrine signaling; positive regulation of lipid storage
Cellular component (GO): lipid droplet
Source: RefSeq, a predicted model, not a curated record